This is a messenger RNA of Naumovozyma castellii, 198 nucleotides long. It is a transcript of the gene YSY6, whose product is annotated as Ysy6p. Lineage: Eukaryota; Fungi; Ascomycota; Saccharomycetes; Saccharomycetales; Saccharomycetaceae. Bases 1 to 198 code for a protein of 65 amino acids. The record is from RefSeq and is a predicted model, not a curated record. The transcript has a single exon.
AUGGCCAUCCAGACACCAAAGCAGAGAAUCGCAAACGAAAAGUUUAAUAAGAAUAUCGAAAAGCACAGAAAGUAUGGGAAGAAGAAGAUCGCCAAGAAUCAAGAGUCUUCAUUGCCCAUCUCCAGACUCUGGAUAGGUGUCAUCCUAUUUUUAUUGAUCGGUGGUGGGGUCUUGGAAUUGCUAAGCUAUAUUCUUUGA